AUGCCGUCUCUCUCGCCUAGACCGAGAGUUGGGGACGAAGGCGCUGGCAGCAGUGACGCCGCUCUUGUGAACGAGCAGCAGCAGCAGCAGCAGCAGCAGCAGCAGCGUGCGUUGCAGAGCAUGGCGUUGCCAGACGCCGCGCAAGACCGCACGNAGCAGCAGCAGCAGCAGCAGCAGCAGCAGCGUGCGUUGCAGAGCAUGGCGUUGCCAGACGCCGCGCAAGACCGCACGGGCUACAUGGAGUUCCGUGACUACCUGCAUUCCACGGAGGCCCCGGAGCUCCUUAAUGCCCUCACCAUAUCACUUCUGCGCGAGAAGCCGGAUGACGUCAUUUCGUACGUACUCUCGUGGCUGCGUUCCAGACAGGGGCGGGGUGCGGCGCGUGGUGAGACGCUGGUCGACACCGCCGCUUGCGGCAGAGAGGGAGGCGAUGACGUCGAUGGCUCGGACGGGAGCAGCGACGAGGCGGCGUGCUCCAUCUCGACCACCACGGGGACGUUGUAG
Molecule: messenger RNA, 504 nt
Organism: Trypanosoma grayi
Lineage: Eukaryota; Euglenozoa; Kinetoplastea; Trypanosomatida; Trypanosomatidae
Exons: 1
Coding region: 1-504 (167 amino acids)
Source: RefSeq, a predicted model, not a curated record